Messenger RNA from Kazachstania africana CBS 2517, 1401 nucleotides. It is a transcript of the gene TPH3, whose product is annotated as Tph3p. The record is from RefSeq and is a predicted model, not a curated record. The transcript has a single exon. The coding region runs from base 1 to 1401 and encodes 466 amino acids. Lineage: Eukaryota; Fungi; Ascomycota; Saccharomycetes; Saccharomycetales; Saccharomycetaceae.
AUGGGUCUUCUACAAACGCUGAGGAAACCUGUUUUGCUUAAGAAACAACAACUGACUGUUCCUCAAGUGCAAUCUUCAAUUUCUGAAGGGUCAGUCUCUAGCUCAAGUACUUUUGAAUCAGGAACUCUGUCUACCCCUACCUCUUCAAGUCCGUCUACAUCAGCUUUUUCCAAUCGUUCUGCAGUUUUCCAAGAAACUCCUGCCGAAGUUUAUCGUGCUUUAAAACCAAUCCUAACGCUUUUAGAAAAUCAAAGUAGUAAAUUGUACUAUGAAUGGCCUUCAGAUGAAAAACAGGUAGAUGAAAACUGGACUAUUAAUAUCAAUGACCAAAUUAAACCAGUAAAAAAAUUGAAAUUGGCUAAUAAUGAAUUAAUUUUUGAAUUGAAUGAUGGCAAGAAACUCCAAUUACCAUUAAUUGACCAUGAUUCUUCAAUGGGAACCUUCAAGUAUGAAAGUAAUUAUAUAGUAUUCCUCACUUCUCCGUCUGUAACUUUAGUUUGUGAUAAUAUUAAUUACGUGUCGACAUUGAAAAGGUUGAUAUCACUCUCGAUCUUUGAACAUUUUUCACUGUUUAAAUCUGCCACUGGUACAUUUCUUUCGACAGUAGGCUUACACAUUCCCGAUAUGCAUGUAGUAUUAAAUUCAGAAUUUAAUUUCAAAGAUUGGUGUGAAAUUUACGUAGAAGGUCAAGGAUGGAUAAGAGCCUGGUGCCAUAUCAAUAGAAAAAGAUCUUCAAAGUUUGGGUUGUCUUCUCCUCAAAAAAAUGAAAGAAAGGGUAAAUACCAAAUUAAAUUCUACAAAGAUAAUAAAUCGACGUCUCCGUCAUCACAAUCUAACUUAAUUUGCUACAUACCUGAUUCAAAUAACGUUGAGGAUGUCUUCUUCUAUAACCUUCGAUCAUCGUUAUUGGAGCCUACCAAUUUUGUGGAUAAUACUAAUCACAUUAAACUGCUAGGUGAAAUUUUCUUCAAUCAAGAAUGCAAUUUAAAUGAUAUAUCAAGUAGAAAGUCGUUUUCACCGAAAAGAAGCGUGUCGACUGCCUCAAUAAAAUCCUCUUCAUCAUCCUCUCAAAAUAAAUCUUCAUUUAAAGUCAAUAAAAAAGGUCUCCUGAUAAGGCCAAUUCCACAUAAUGGUAUAUCACACAUAGAAACAUUUAUUAGAUUUAUUAUUCCAAUUUUUGAUGUGACUAGAAAAUACGGUCGCCCGAAUCAUUUCAAGAGCUCAAGGAACGACAUGGAUUCCUUGAUGUUUGGCCUUCCAAAAUUGCCACAUCUGGAUUACUUUCAGCAUGAGGAUAUCAAGACUCUUCUCUCUAGAGAAUAUUGUUAUACGGGCGGCGAAGACCUUUUGUCGUUUUCUAUGAAUUGGUGUAAGAAUGCCCUGAAUGAAUAUAUCAAUUAA